ACUCAAAAUAAUUUUGUGUAGACUUGACAUACGUUUUAGAAUUGAGCUUUACAACUUGUGUUAAUAUUUUCUAUACUGGAAUUUUAAACCACAACAAAAACCUAGUCUUUAUCAUUCUAUGAAGUUCAAGCUUCCAAGACAUACUGUACUCCAGAGUUUGCUCACUGAUAGGCCCAGCAAGCAGUACAUCGGUCGGACAAUUCAACCGUAUCUUGAUCUUCAAAAUCAAACAUCGUGACUUAUCGUGUUUUCCAUCCAUGGCCUAGGCCUGGGUAGCUCAUGUGUACACUUGCUUCGCCUCGUGAUUCGCGUGGAUAUGGACAUAGGAUUUGGUGGUGGACGGUGGUGGUGUUUUAGUCUCAUGGCCAUGGAGUCCUAGUGUUCGUCUUGCUAAGAAUGUGACAGCAUGUCUUACUGAAACUCGGAUUUAUAUUUUUGUCCUUCCACUUCCAGACUGCUUGAUUGUCAAACGCUACCUACUUGUAGAUUUCACCAUACUUCAUUAUCAUCAUGGCAAAACGAUACGACGAUUUAGUGCGCCUUCUUCUUGUUGGGGAUGCUGGUGUGGGCAAAACCUGUAUGAUCUGCCAGUAUGCAAACCGAGAAUUUCAUCAUUCCCACAUCACCACAUUGGGUGUGGACUUUAAAAUGAAAGUCAUUAAUCUGGAUGGAAAAAGAGUGAAGUUACAGAUCUGGGACACUGCAGGGCAAGAGAGAUUUGAGUCUAUUACAAAACAGUUCUACACGAGAGCUCAGGGAUGUAUACUAGUUUAUGACAUUUGUGAUCGGAAGUCUUUUGACUCCAUAGCAAAAUGGAUUGUUUACAUCAAGGAGUAUGCCAGACAGCGUAAAUCUGUGAUUCUCGUUGGGAACAAAAGUGACCUGGAGGCAAAACGAGUGGUCUCCAGGGAAAUGGGGCAGAGUUUGGCUGACUUUUACAAAAUACCGUUUUACGAGUCAAGUGCUAAAGACCCCGAAAGCCUAGAGCUGCCUUUCAAGGACGUCUGCCGCGGCAUUCUUAGAGCCGAGCCAGAGAAUAACGUAGCUGAUGAUUCGCUGGCUGAAAACGUGCUCCAUGCAGCGUCUCAAACAGAAGAUGUCAAGCUGUCACGUGGCUGUCCCUGCUGAAAGUAGUUUUCUCUGUGCCCUUUGACUUUGUGUUUUUAAAGUUAUGGAGGAACCAUCAUAUAAGUUUCAGUGAUAACUGCUGAAAGUAGCUUUGUUUUAAUUUACUUUUUGUGCCUUUUGAUGAUGGUAUGAUACAAUUCUGUCCUGUUUUGGGGAAACUUAAAAUUUUGAUAAUUGCUUUAAGUAACAUUGUUAUUGUGUCUCUAAGUCAUGUAAUUGUACAGUUUUGGAUAAACUAAGUUUUAGGCCGCUUUUUCUUAAAUCAGUUCUAUUGUUUUACUUCGGUCACAUUUUUGUACCAGUGUCUUGUGUAGCGUUUAGGCGCUUCACUGUCACACGCGGAAGACCUGAGUUCGACUUCCAAGUGGCAAAAAAAUUUUUAUUGGGUAUCUCAGUCUUUCUGCUGGUAUGUUGUAACCCUCUCAGCCUGGGUUGGCCCCGACAGGCACGGUUGGAAGCCUGCCUCUUAAUUGAUCUGAAUUGAGUCGAUGCAGGCAUAAAAACACUUACUUUAAAAAAGAAAAAAAAUGUUUAUAUAUUUUUACUUUGUUUAGGAGGCCUAUAAAUUGAGAUAAAAAUUAGAGGUAAUCAUUUUUUAUGGUGCCUUAGCUUUACACGACAAGCAUGUUGAUAUAAAAUUCUUCAGUGUUUUUUUUUAUGAGCUCUCCUUUUCAUAUACAUCUGCAAAAAUUGUGAGCUUUGUGCUGUCUUGUACUAGUUUCAUUUUUCUACAUUUUUCACUUUAAAACAUGACUUUGAAAGCAUUGAAUUCCAGUCGAGGAGAAGUGAAUAAUUACAAAGUGAAAUUGAAAUGUUAUCAAACAAGAGCAUGGACCAUAAUAAUUUGGGGCUCAAAGGAAA
Molecule: messenger RNA, 1989 nt
Organism: Aplysia californica (California sea hare)
Lineage: Eukaryota; Metazoa; Mollusca; Gastropoda; Aplysiida; Aplysiidae
Product: ras-related protein Rab-15
Exons: 7
Coding region: 511-1128 (205 amino acids)
Molecular function (GO): GTPase activity; GTP binding
Source: RefSeq, a predicted model, not a curated record